Messenger RNA from Cottoperca gobio, 1269 nucleotides. RefSeq names its product phosphatidylinositol-specific phospholipase C, X domain containing 2 (gene plcxd2). The record is from RefSeq and is a predicted model, not a curated record. Gene Ontology annotation, molecular function: phosphoric diester hydrolase activity. Bases 150 to 1109 code for a protein of 319 amino acids. NCBI's taxonomy places the organism in Eukaryota, Metazoa, Chordata, Actinopteri, Perciformes, Bovichtidae. The transcript is spliced from 9 exons. Gene Ontology annotation, biological process: lipid metabolic process.
GCGCUUGCGGGCGCAUUGCUUUGUGGGAAUGCGGAAGUGCUUCAUUACAGAUGAUAGCUACAGAACAGGGGGUAGUAUACAAAUAGAACAAUAACAAAUGAACCAAGGAUGUAUCACACUGUUUCUGAAUAUUCAUCACAGUUUCUGACAUGAAGACCCGACCUGCGGGGAUCGGCAAUGUCAAUGCCGACUGGAUGGGUUCGCUCCCCUGCAAGCUCAGUGCCAUGCCCCUCAAACACCUCGCCGUGCCAGGGUCUCAUGAUUCGUUUACCUACUGGGUGGAUGUACAUGCUCCUGUGGGCCCAGACCAGAAGCCAUAUGUGAAGUACCUGGCCACCAUGUUCAGCGUCUUAGCCAAGAAAGUCAUGGUGAAGUGGUCCGUGACCCAGAAUCUGACAUUUAAAGAGCAGCUGGAUGCAGGAAUUCGCUACUUUGAUCUCCGGGUCUCCUCCAAACCAAGCGAGCGCGGAAAAGAAAUUUACUUCAUCCAUGGCCUGUUUGGCCACAGGGUGAGCGAUGGUUUGUUAGAAAUUAACUCCUUCUUAAGCAGACACAGGAAAGAGGUAGUGUUUCUGGACUUCAACCACUACUAUGCAAUGGGUGCAGACCAUCACAUCUACCUCAUCAACAUGCUCCAGGAAGUGUUUGGCAGCAAGCUUUGUAACAACUGUGCAGUGGAGAGCAUCACGCUGGACUACCUCUGGCAGAAGAAAUACCAGGUGAUUGUGUUCUACCAUCAUCCGUCGGCUCAGGGCAUCCCUGUCAUGUGGCCCGGGAACAAGAUCCCCGCUCCCUGGGCCAACACCACCGAACCCAACAAACUCACACAGUUCCUGGAAACUACACUGAGGGAACGAGCCAAGCAGGGCUCCUUCCACGUGUCUCAAGCCAUCCUCACACCCAGGGUCAACACUGUGGCCAAGGGCCUGCUCUGGGGGCUGCGCAACUACUUGGUGGAGAGAAACCUGCCAACCAUCAUGUCCUGGGUUGAGGCUCAGAAGCCGGGGCUGGAUGGGGUCAACAUCAUCACCUCUGACUUUGUGGAUCUCACGGACUUUGCCAGCAUUGUCAUCAAACUCAACAACCUGCUGUUGUCUGAACCAAGAUGACACAAGUGAAGAAAUGGUUGUAUCAUCAUUUAAAGUACGGAAAGGAGAAGGGGAAACAAGGGCGGAUAUUUGACAGAGAUAUUUAGUAGUUAAAUAUUGAAGUCCUUUGACCUAAGAGAUAUUUGACAGAGGUAUUUCAUACGAGUCACAGCAGAGAAGA